Musca domestica (house fly) is the source of this 14896-nucleotide messenger RNA. Its product is annotated as mucin-2. The coding region runs from base 2545 to 9873 and encodes 2442 amino acids. Gene Ontology annotation, cellular component: chromocenter; nucleus. Gene Ontology annotation, molecular function: DNA binding; chromatin binding. The record is from RefSeq and is a predicted model, not a curated record. The transcript has 10 exons. Lineage: Eukaryota; Metazoa; Arthropoda; Insecta; Diptera; Muscidae.
UUACAUUUUAAGAUUCCCUCUUAUAAGAACCUUUCCUUCUUGACAUUCACCCUAUGGCAUUAACAUUUCCAACUGGAAUGCUAACACCAGUGUGCCACACACUCUUUGGAGAUUGUAUCCUGUUAACUCACAACAUAACACAGCCAACCCCCCAACGAACACCCAUUCUGUUAACUGCUGCUAUCAAUGAAUUAACAUUGCUGUUAAUGACGCGUUCACAGCGAAAAAGGGGAGUUCGAACGACCAGCAACAACAAUAACAUUGUUUCUGUUAUGGACUUGUGGCCAUGCUCUCUUAACACUUUAGUCAUUCUCGCAGUGAGUUUGUUGGCAUGCGGUUCGUGCGUUUUCUGAAAGCGGACGGUCAUUUCAAUAUAUAACAAGCAGCAACGUUGCUGAUGUGCAGCUAGGCUACUACCAAAAUACAAGAGUAAAAAGUGUGUGCGUGUGUAGUGUAGUGUGUGCUUUUAACUUGUUGUUCUUUUUAUUAUUGUAAUGAUGGUGAUGUUGAUGUGAUGUGAUGUUGAAUAAAAAAUAAAGUAUGAAAGAAGAAUUUUUAUCUCACCAAAAGAAGCGCAGUGUCUAAAUCAGAAAUAGUUCAACGUGGAAAUUCCAAAAAAAAAGAAAGAAAAUAAAUUAAGGAGGGUAGGAGAAAAAAAUCAAUGAAAUUGCUGGCAGCCAACACCAUAGCUUUUCGUCCCUUAAAAUCGCGUUGCACAAAUGAAAAUAAGUUAUUGCAAAGCUGCUAUUGAAAAAAUCAAAGGAAUUUGAAAAAGCAAAAAAUAAUAUUGAAAAAUAAAUAAAAAGCAGCAUUUUUUAUCUAUCGAAUGAAGCCCAACAAAAGUGAGCAAUAAAAUUUCGUGUGUUUUUUAUCAAACGGUUCUUCUUCGCUGUUGGAUAUGCUUGCGGUUGCGGUCGCGUUCUUCGUUGUGCCAUCCAAAAUUUAUUGCGAGCAGAGCAUUCGUUUUGCGGUGACAUUCACUCUACGUUCUCGUUAAAGUGCGAAAAUCUAAUUAAUUUUCAAUGAAGAGGUGUCGGGUGCUCCACUAAUGUUACGAGUGGCUGCGUAUGUGUGUGCGUGCGUAAUAUGUGUCAAUUCGUUCGUGUGUGUAAUUAAUAAUUCAAUAAAUAUCAAAUGGCCUGACACAAAAUCGCUGUUUGAUCAUUUACAUAGUACCUACAGUGGAAAAGAAUAAAAAAUAAUAAUAAAAAUAAGAAGAGGACUACAAAACAAAAAUUUGUGUUUAUUUAAAUGCGUAUUGAGGUCAUUUAUCAAAAAAACAAAACAUCGUCAACGGCCUUAAACAACAACAAAUAUCAACGUCAUCUUCUACUACACAACCAACGGCAGCAGUGACGGCGGCGUCAACCAACAAAUAGUGAACGUCAACCUCUGAGGAGACGACCCCCAUUAAAUUGUUCAUUAGAACGGUCACAUCAACGGCGCUUCGGCAGCAGCAGCAGCAAAAGAAACAACAACUACCACACGAUAAUCAUUCAAAACAAAUUUUACAAGUGUCACACAGUGUAACGUGUUUCGUCGUGUUCGUGGAUUUUUGGAGCAUUGUUGUGUUUUUGUUUUCCUUUGGUUUUCUUUCAAUUUCUCAUUGAUUGUUGGGGCCACCGAGAGAGAGAGAGAGAGUACAUGAAAAAGAGUGAAGUGCGAGAGAGAUUCAUUCGAUGUCAUGAGAAGAGAACGUUACGGUUUAAUUUUGGGGUCUGAAUAAAGUGUUGCAAAUAAUAAGAAUAACAACACUAAUAAUAACAACAUAAACAAAUCGCAAAAUAAAAACAGCUGCUGGCCUUUUUUGUUGUUGUAUCUUUGAAUGGUUGAAGAGGAUGUUAGUUAAACGGUACGUCAUCCACAAAUACCUAUUCUGUGGAGUAUACAAACAAUGAGAAAACUAUAAAUUUAGAUGAGUGCUGGUGUACUUUAAUGAAAGAAAGAAUGAAAAAAACAACAAACGAAUUAUCAUUGAGAUUGAAUAUCAAAAUCGAUAAACGCAAAUGAAUGGUGUUAGACUCCGGAAUAUGGCCAGCAGGUGUAGAUGAAUAAUUAAAUACGAAAGAUAGCAAUAAAAGUGAGUGAAGAAUCGAAAAGCGUUGGAAUAAAAGCAAAAUAAACAAAACGUAUGGAAUAGAAUGAAUAAAUAAUAUAUAAAUAACAAAGGCCAUUAUUAAAUGGAAUAGAAAAAUGCAAGUCGAAUACAAUAAUAAAGUGUGAAAAUUUGGAAAAAAAAUAAAUAAAUAUAAUAUAAAAAUAUUAAAUGUGUGUGUAAUAUCUGAAAAAAAAUUGUUUGGUGUUAAAAAUUAUGUGCUUUUUUAAAUGCAAAAAUUAUUUAUUCUAAAUUGCAAAUAAAAUCAUAAUUAUUAAAAUAAUAAAAAAUCGUAUUAAAGAAAAUAAACAAAUUAAAAUGUCUUCGAAUUUUAUUGUGGAAUAAAUCAAUAAAAGCAUACUUGGAGACGCAGAAGUAAUAAUAGGACACAACUGUCAAACUGUUGUCUCCAGCAUAAUUUCUCGGCAGUUGAAACUACGCUUUUCAAAAUGGCUGCCACAAGCGCUGGACUUCAAACACAGCCGCCGCAGCAUCAGCAACAACAGCAGCAGCAGCAGUCGGCAACAAAUGUAGUGCAACAAAAACUUAAUGGCUCGAACACAAAUUUACUACUAAAUGGAGGUCUUGGUGGUGGCAUAAUGAGGAAUACUCAAAUCCCACAACAACAGCCGCCACAAAUACACAACUUGCAACAACAGCAACAAUUGAUGCAACAGUAUGCCAUGAAACAGCAACAGCAUGCAAACUUUCUGCAACAUCAGCAGCAGCAGCCGCAACAGCAGUUGCAUCAUCAGCAACAGAGCAAUCAAACGUUUUUAAUGCAACAAACGCCGCCGCAGCAACAACAGCAGCAACAAAUCUAUCAAAUAUCCCAGCAGACGCAACAGCAACAACAAAUGUUUCACUCGCAAAAUAAUCAAUUUGCCAGCAACAUGAUGCCUUGUCAGAAUUUUAUGACACCGCCGCCACAAUUGCAUAGCCAACCAAAUCGCUUUACCAUGACCAAUAACAGCAACAACUCAACUGCCAACAACACCAUUAGCGUUAGCAGCAAUACCAUCACCUGGAGUCAGCAGUAUCAAAAUUUGCAAAAUUCUCGCAAACAGCCGACAAUUGUUGCAACCAAUCAUCACAAACAACCUCCGAGUCCAGCAACACAAAUACGUCCCAGCAAACAGCCGCCUUAUCAACAGCAGCAACAGCAACAAAUGGCUACCAGCAAUAAUCACAGUACCAACCCAACAAACAAUGGCACUGGCAGUCAAUUGCAAAUGUUGCAGCAACAACAAGAAGUUGUGCCCCCGGUCAAUAUGCAGCAACAGCAACAGCCACAACAACAACUGCGUCAAGAGGCUUUACAAAAUAUUGUUGCUGCUGUCGCACCGAAACCAGUGUUGCCAACCCAAACGCUAACACCCAAGUCCGAACCCAAUGAAGUGCAAAUAAAUAUUGUUGCAAGUGAUAAUACAAGACAAAUCCAAGUGACUAGUGGUCCAAUUGUUGCAAACAAAAUAAAUAACAACAACAACAACAACAGCAGUUGUGAUUUGUCAAAGAACCUACCAAAAGAAACGACGCUCACUAAUGGAUUAACAGCAACAGCGCCAAAUGAAAGUAGCCAAUUAGACGCUAAACCCAAUAUUGCACCGGGUUGGCAAAGACAGUCCAACAACAACAAUGAAAUUGUUUAUAUAAGUCCAACUGGUGUGACACUACGUUCACCAUUUCAAAUCAAGGAUUACUUACUGACAUCGGGUACCUGUAAAUGUGGAUUACCAUGUCCGUUGCGGCCAGAAUAUUUCUUCAAUUUUAAUGUUCAGGUUCCUAAUACACCGUUAAUGGCAGCAACGACGACAGUAUACCAAAAUAAUAAUGGCUUUAACAAUUCCUCGUCCUUAUCGUCAAGUUCCCACACCGCCACCGUCACCACCAUUACAUCCAACUCAUUCUCAUUGUCGUCUGCAUCGUCAUCAUCAUCAUCAUCCUCAGCAACAACAGCAACUGCAUCAUCGUCAUCAUUACCCGCCUCGAAUACGUCGUCGUCGCCAUCAUCAGUGCCAAAUGCCUUGGCAUCGAGCACAUCACUGGCGGCUACAACGGUGCCAUCUGGUGCAGCGCCAACAACUACCCUGGAUACAGUAACGGCCGCAAUACCAUCCGCAACUCCUUCAUCAUCGCUGACGUGUUUGCAUCAGCGACGUUUUCUUGAUUGCCAGCAAUUACAUGCACAACCCACGGAGUUAUUUAAUAAAGGUAAUUAUUUGUGGAGAAACAAUUUCCGUUCAGAUGGCAAUUUUCAGCAGAUGUUUGAUUAUGACAGCAACUUAACAUGUGAUGUCAAGCGCCGCAGACUAGCCGCCAAUUCAGAUUCCGCAUCAAUGAGUGACAGUAACAGCUGUUUCGACGAUAUGCCACCUGCCACUAUCGAUUCAGAUUCAAUGUUUGCCUCAACAUCGUCGGCAGCGGCAACAAGGCAUCAUUGCACUAGUCAAAAUUACAAAAUGAUGCCGCCUUCAUGCACCAUGGAACAUCAUCAUCACCAUCCACAUAAUCAUCAUCAGCAUCAUCAGUGUGGGGGUGGACAUCAACAGCAGGUGCAAUCUCAACAGCAUUUGCAUCAUCGUCAUCAUCAUCAUCAUACGCCACCGCAGCAACAGCAACAGCAUCCUCACCAUCAACAUCAGCAGCGACCACAACCUGUGAUAACAAACUGUUACAACAACAACAACAUGAUGGCAAUGGAAAAUUCUAGCAGGCCUUGGUGCAAAGAUAAUGGAAUAAUGUCAGCGGGUGCACAUCACCAACACGAAACUGACAACGGAACUGUUCCAUGGUCACAGCAAAACAAUAAAACCAUGCCCGAGGGAAAUAUAUGUCCACAUCGUCAACAUCACCAUCAUCAGCAACAGGACCAACGUCAUCAUCAUCAUCAGCAGCCCCAACAUCACCAUUGUUCGGAAUUUAAUAACAAUGAAGAACAGAAACCAUUCCACUUCAAGGACGAUUUGAAUGGCUAUCUUCAACAACAAACUGAAAUGGUUCACAAUUCCUUGGUGGAUGUCCAGCAGCAGCGUCAUCAUCAUCAUCUCCAUGGUCAUGGAUACGAUCAUAGUGACGAUGACGAUGGGGAAGAGGAUGAAGACGAGGAGGAUGAUGACUUGGCUAGUGGCAUAAAUGAAGAGGAUAACGACUAUGAGGAAAAUGACGAAAAUGAUGAAGCUGAAGAUAAUCCCAUGGAUAAUAUGGAAGAUCAUGAUGACAAUGAUGAAGAAGAUAGGGAUGUGGAUGAUGAUGAUCCCGAAACAGAAGACAUGUUACACUUAAAAACUACUCAGCAUUGUUUAGAUUUUCUGCAAGGCGACUUGGGUAUGGAUCUUGGAGUUGGAGAAGAUCAUCAUUCUCAUGCCAAUGAUGAUGGUAGACAGAUUAAAUCGGAAACCUGUACAGAAGCUGAGGAAGCAAAUAUUGCAGAUGUUGAUAUGGAACCUACAAAACAUGAAGAAGAUCAUGAUAAUGACGAUGAAGAAGAGGAAGACGACGAAGAAGGAGAUGAAGAGGGGGAAGAAGAAGACGACGAUGAGGAAGAAGGGGAAAAUUCAGAGGAUUUAGGAGAUGCUAUGGCCAGCCAUACGCAGCCAAUGGAACAGACUGUGAUUGAACCAACACCCCACCCAGUGGAGACGAGGCUUUUAAACAACCAAUCGAUAAAUACAGGAUUCUAUCAAAUAACAGCAGCUCGACAAGAGGAUAAUAAGCAAAAUGAAAAUCCAUUGUCGAACCUACCGCGACUAUCAGCCAUAUCCCUUAGCUAUGACAUCAAAACGAAUCAAAAUCAAACCUUGGCUACAGUUAACAUUCCACAGCCACAGGAAAGUCCAUUGAUGCCAUGUCCAACAUCCAAAGCCUCAAUAAAAUUUGUGCCCACAGCUCAGGAGUCGCCUGUGUCAUCAAGUACUCUGGGUGGUCCCAGAUCUACACCAGACCUGCAACGUGCCAACAAGGAAGCCAGCAAGAAACCUGAACAGGUUGGGGCAAUUUCUACCAGCAAUGAAAGUCCUCGUUCGUGUACCCCCUCACCGGCCUCAAACAUGGAGGUGGGGAACAAUGGUUCUAAGUCCACGAUUUUAUCCGGAAGAGCCAGUGCAUCGCCCAUGCCUUCACCAAGGCCACAGAGUGCUGGAAGGCCAUCUCAACAACAAACCAAAAACCAAUUGCAACAAGUCAAGGUUCAAACAUGUCAGAAGAGUCCCGUACGCAUCGUGAGGCAAGUGAAAAAUGUUAAUCAAAUUCAAACGUCUCAACAACAAAGAAUAUUCAAUAACAACAACAAUAAUAAUAAUCGUGCCACCCUCACAACGAUUGCCGGCAAUCGGGGAAUGGCAACAACCACAACCACAACUUCUGCAGCUGCAGCUGCUGGCCAACGAAAUGUUGCCACCAAUCCCACAGUGACAGCUAUGGCCCAAAAAUUACACACAACAAUGCAAAAGUUUGUUAGCAGCAACAACAACACAAACACUACUGCCGCUACAACAACCACUAUACCCAUUAGCCAGUUGCAGUUGCAACCUUUGUUGCGAGCUGCAAACGACACUGGUGGCAACUCACAAAUUAUUAUGACAUCGACGGGUCAAAUUAUUGUAAUGCCCUCUUCGAAUAACAAGACACAUUUGCAGGCUGUACCCCAGCAGCAGGCACCGCAACCAACACAACAACACCAACAACAAUUGAUAAUUGCCAGUGGCAAUGCGACAGCCACUUCGCAAACGCCAACCAAUUUAAUUAUUCAACAAAGCGGUGGUGAUGUUCUAAACAAUGGCGGACAAUUAACGGCCACACUGCAACAACAACCAAAUGGCAGCUACAUUGUUAGCCAACCGGCUGCAGCAACGGCGGCGGCCAAUAAUACAACCCAACUACAACCCACAACGGUCAUACUAAAUCCAGGACAAAAUAUUUUGACAGGCAAUACGGCCAAAGUGUUGACAGCCACCAAUAACCCGGGUGCCAACAUUAUUCAUGCCACCGGCACCCAGUCCAUACUCACAGCCGGAAAUCAACUACUCACCGCUCAAACGGCAGGAAAUGCCACCAAUGUUUUGGGUCAGCAGACGGUGGUUUUGAAUCCCUUGCCAAACGGUGGCUAUGUCAUACAACAGCAACAAACUGCACAGCCAGCUGCUACCCAGCCAACCCAACAAUUCGCUACACUGGAUAGUCAGGUUGUCUCCCAGAUUGUCCAGCAGUCAGAUGGGACCCAACGCAUCAUAAUAUCCUCUCCGGCUGAUCUUAAGAGACGUACCAAGAAACGUAAAACAUCUCCCACUCCCAACACUCAAAUAACAAAUCAAACAGCUACGAUCCUACAGCCUCAUACUUUGAACAUACAAACGGCUGCGGCUGCUCCCCCGGCACCACAUACUACCGCACAGCCUCAGGUUGUACAACUUACCGCUACAACACCGACAGCUGCGGCAGCAGCUACAGCGGCCAAUGCCUUCCCCCAACAAUUUCAACUAGGCUCCGCCGGUAUCCAAGGAAUUGUGGUGAGUAAGCCCGCCACUGCGACAACCAACACCCAGCCUCAACAGAUCAUUCUACAAAAUGGUCAAAUCAUCCAACCCAUGAAUCUAUUGGGUCAACAGCUGAUUUUGCCCACAACUGGCUUGGUAAUGGGACCCGACUCUACACUGCUGCAGAUACAAAAUGUCAACGGGUGUGCACCCACAGCCAAUAUUCUGACAGCACCGCAGGCCACAACAACCAUGAUGUUGCGUGCCACUUCACCUCAGACCAGUAAAUCGUUCAUCUCAUCAACAGCUACUGGACAACAGUUUAUUGUGGGCAGUAAUGGCCAACUAAGCCCCAUUGGCCAAAUCUAUUCCACACCAAUGGGUCUGAUGAUGCCAGCGACGACCCAACACCAUACAACAACACCAACGGCCACAUUUGUCCAGCACAAUGGUACAACCAUACAAUUGCAUCACCACCAUCAUCAGCACCAGCAACAACAUCAGCAUCCUGUAACCGCCACGGCUCAUCAGUUGAAUGCCACCACAACUACGACCCACCACCAACAUCAGGUCACACUGCAGGCCCUGCAAACGCAUCAACAGAAUUUAAAUCAAGUCAUCAAUAAUCCAGUGGGCAUUGUUCUGGAAACGGCUGCCUCCUCGACAUCGGCAACAGCAUCGCCCAAUUUGCAAACAUCUACUGCGGGCAGUUCACGUUCUUCUUCAUCGGCAGCCAGUCCACCCGACACCACAACCCACAGUCCAAGGAGUCCGGAAAGGCCACCAAGUCAUCGCAGUGGCGGCAGUGAUAUGGUUCAAUGCGUUUCAUCCUCGGAGCCAGAUGGUGGUAAUGUCUCACCCAUGAGCAGCGAUAGCAGGCAAUCGCCAUCGACAACUGUUUGUGACAAAGGUAUUGUUAUGUCAACCGCAUAUCAACAAAAUGCCAAUAUUUUUAAGCCCUCGGAAGCGAAAAUUCGUCGUGUACAAACACCGCCACAAUAUCAUGUCAUAGCAGGAGGUGGAGUUUCGGGUGCCACAACAACUGUAACAGCGAGUACAACAAAUAUUGCGGGUCUAACGAAUUUGACGCUACACCAUCAUCACCAACACACGUUGGCAUCUAAUAAUUCACAGACAUUACAACAAAAACAUAUGGACAUAAAACCAGAUACACAUGAUUCGCCACAGAAUUCUCCCACUACAACGGUUAUGCUAACACCGCCACCGCCACCACCACGAACCCCAACCCCUUUGCAACAGCAGCAAAUACUACAACAACAACACCAGCAGCAGCACCAACAAUUGCAACAAUACCACCCACAACAGCAGAACUUCUUACAAAACUCUUCAACGAUUUCCGUUUCCGAGAAUCGUCUACAACACCAAUCCCAACAGCAACUCCAACACAACCAUAAAACUCCAACCAAACAAACUCAACGGAAUCGAAAUCGUUCGUUGAAGCCAUUAUCACCACUUACCACACACACAAAAGUAACUGGUGCUGAUGCGGAGGAAGUUUCUACUGCUGGCGGCAGUGGUUGUGGUGGUGGAGCAACUGCAGGUGGUGUAAGCAUUUCGCCAUCUGCAUCCUCUACCCCUCCACUGGCCAUGAGUUUGAUGCGUACCUUUGCAGUAGGUGAACUAAUAUGGGGUCCGGCACGUGGUUUCCCCGCUUGGCCUGGUAAAGUUGUAAAAAUUCCCGACAAUCAACAGGAAUCCGUUUGGGUUCAAUGGUUCGGUGGUGGUGGCCGCUCUAAUACCGAAAUAAUGCCCACAAACAUAUUGCAAAGUCUAUCUGAGGGCUUGGAAGCCCAUCACAAAGCGCAAAAGGAUACAAGAAAGAGCCGUAAAUUAAAUUCUCAACUUGAAAAAGCCAUACAAGAAGCAAUGACCGAAUUGGACCGUAUUUCAGCUACAUCAAGUACGAAUACCAAUUCCAACAACAACAGCAGACAACAGCCAACAUCAUCUACCCAACAUCAAAAUAGUCCAAAUCGAGCCAAUAAACGUCCCAUUCCAAGGACUGGAGGCUAUGAUUUAAUUGCUGGACUUGUCAACAAUAAUAACUACAACAACAACAACAGCAACAGCAACAAUAAUAAUCACAAUUACACAUCAUCAAAUACCAUUUCGACAACAACAGGAUCAACAAAUCGCACUAAACCGAUACGUAUUGCCCCAGCACCUCCACCCCCUAGUGCUUCAGCAUCAUCACCAAUGAAAACAAAUGCCAUCGGUGGCGGUGGAUUGGCGGCAACAUCGGUAGCUACAACAUCUUCAUCAGUGACCGCAUCCAACAAAUGACAGCAUCUCAAUAAGGAGUUGAUAAUCAAGACACCACCCGUUGUGGUAAGUUCAAGCUCCGUAACCAAUACAACAAUAUCGACGACAACUACAGUUAAUAAUGGUAAUCCCCAAUUGGCAUGGACCAUGCAGGGCGGUUAUACAUUUGUUAUACAAAGAACCUAGAGGUAAAAACUUGAAAUUUGUUAUUAAUUUUUAAGAGUGUGUGUAUUUAUUAUCACUAACCCUGUGUCUCUAACACUCUCUCUCUCUCUCUCUUUCUUUAUAUAUAUAUAUAUUUACAAUAAGAAUUAUGUAUUAAGGAAUUGUUAAAAAAUAAUUAAAUGUUUAAAAAAAAAACAAGCAUUAACAAAAUACUUAUCAAAACCAAUUGUAGAAAGUCGCGUAUAAACUUGUCGUAGACCAUAAAAUAAUAAUCAACCAAUUGAUUAUGCAUUUUCGUAAAAGAAAUCAGUAGCUAGUGUGAUUUACUCAAUAAGUGAAAGUAAAAAAUAAAAUUGGGUACCGUAAUGAAUAAAUAUAUAUUUUUGUUGGAUUUUAGGGAUUUCAAUGUCUUGAACGUCUAUAAAAAUAGAGUUGCAUUUAAAAGUGACUCAUUUCCAAAGUGCAUCUACAUACCUGAAAUAUUUCUGCCACAUCAAUCAUCAUCAAAUGUAUGAGUAUGAGUAUGAUAUGAUUAGCGUUAUGGUUUUGCUAUAUAGUGUACAAAAAAAUGAGAUUUUCGCAGACACUCAAAAGUGUGUCGAUCAAUCGCAUCGAUCAUCGCAUCAGCAAAUAUGUUGUAAUGCAAAAAAAGUUAUACGAAUUCCAAAAAAUAAAAAUGGCUAUAGCUCCGCUAUAUAUUCUUCAUCCGAUUUGUUAAAUUUGUCCUCCACAGCCGUAAUAUGGGCACCGUCGCAAAGAUAAUCUUUGAAAUAUACAAAUACAUCUCAGAAAUACUUUUGCCAAAUUUUAUCGAGACCGGUUCAGAUUUGGACCCCUCUGUAAAUGGGCCAUGUCGGUCCACGUUUUCGUAAAGCACCCAUAUAACGGUACAUCCCGAUAUUCGGUAUUUUCAUGAUAUUAGCGGCAUUAUUUACCGGAAUUAUUUUAAAUUUCGUAUUUAAAGUUCGUACUACAGGCUAUGACAAACAUUCUUGUAUGCAGGUCCACGUCUUCGUAUAACCCCCAUAUAACGGUACACCCCGAUAGUUGGUAUUUUAAUGGUUUUAGCGACAUUAUAUACCGGAAUUGUUUCAAAUUUGGUAUUUGAAGUUCGUAAAAAAACCUAUGGAAAAAAAUUUCGUAUACAGGUCUUCGUAUAGCCACUAUAUAACGGUACCUCCAGAUAUUCGGUAUUUUUAUGAUCUUAGCGACAUUAUUUACCGGAAUUAUUUCAAAUUUCGCAUUUGAAGUUUGUAAUGGGUGCUACAGCCUAUGACAAAAAAUUUCGUAAGCAGUUCCACGUCUUCGUAUAGCCCCCAUAUAACGGUGCCUCCCCAUAGUCGGUAGUUUGAUGAUUUCAGCAACAUUAUUCGCCGAAAUCGUUUCAAACUUCGUAUUGGAAGAUCUUAAUGGGUACUACAAAAAAUUCGUAUGCAUGCUUACGUCUUCGUAUAGCCCCCAUAUUAAGAUACCUCCGGAUACUCGGUAUUUUCAUGAUUUUUGCGACAUUAUUCACCGGAAUUGUUUCAAAUUUGGUAUUUGAAGUUCGUAAUGGAUACUACAGCAUAUGACAGAAAAGUGUCUGUGCAAGUCCACGUUUUGGUGUAGCCCCCCUAGUACCACCCUACAUUCGGUAUUUUGAUGAUUUCAACAAAAUUUUUAACGGAUUUUAUUUUUUGAAAAUUGCCAAAUUCGUACCAAAUGGUGGAGGGUAUUCAAAGUUCGGUCCGGCCGAACUUACAGCUUUUUCACUUGUUUUGGUAUUGUUUUAUGGCAAUGAAAUUAACUGAUUUGACUCAAUAUUUUGACCUGAUAUUUUUCCUUCAUUUUUUGUUUUCCAGUUUCGCAUUUGAAUAUUGUAAUGGCCUAUGACAAAAUUUGCCUACGCAACAAAAUUUUUAUCGGAUUUUAUUUUUUUGAAAAUUGCCAAAUUCGUUUCAAAUGGUGGAGAGUAUUCAAAGUUCGGCCAGGCCGAAUUUACAGCUUUUUACUUGUUUUGAUUUCGUUUUAUGGCAAUAAAAUUAACUGACUUGACUCAAAUGUUUACCCGAGUUGUCCGUGAAUUUCCAACAUUUACGCCUUACGCGACUUAGACCCUAUAUGAGGAUUCGGAUGUAAUUUGAUAUUUGGACUACUUUGUUGGGCAGUCGACCUUUAAGGUUUGCAAAACUACAUAUGUUCAACCAAUUCACUGACCAAUAAAAGAAUUAUAAACUAUGGUGUUAAAAUACCAGAAUUUCAUAUGCACUGACUUUUCUCUGCCCCUUAGGUGCGCUCAUUUCAUAAGCAUUGAAAGCACGAAACCCCAAAUAAAAAUAGAAGAUUUUGUGAAUGAAUAACAUGGUAAUAAGGAAAAUAUUUUACAAAAUAUUGUUAAAUAAAAUAUCUAUAAUAUUUAAUUCUAAAAAAUACUAAUAUUGUAGACAUAUACGAAAAAAAAAAAACAAUGUUUGUGUAUUUUUUUCUUAACUUACACGCUUCUUAUCUUUGUUGUUAAUACCAAUCUUGAUUAAGUAUUGUAAAGAAGUGUUGAACAUUAUUCUACAAUGAAAAACUGCCGGGUUUUUAUUUUUUGGGCAAAAAUUGCCACAAAAGCGUUCUGGUAUUCUUCAAAGUAUCAAUUUUUUUCUUAAAUUAAAAAAAAAACACUUUAAAACACAUACACUGGUGACCAAAACUAAAGCAACGGAAAUUCCAUGGAGGAUGAAUGACCUGCAACUUUUUUUUUAAAAAAAUUAAGAAAAUGAAAAAGUUUUUCUAGUUUUAGAUUAGGCAGUUUAUUCACUUUUUAAAAACUUAAAACAAUAAACCAAAUUUAAUUUUUAUAUAAAAAUAAUGUAUGGUAAAGUCAAUUAACCCGAUUUCGGCUUGAACAAAACAAAAUUUUACGGUGAGAAGACCAAAAUAUGAAAGCCUUAAGCCGCCGUGUUGCAAGGGUACAGUGAAGCAUGAGGGAGCGUCAAAAAUGGUGUGGCGCCGUUUUUCUUUCUAUGGACUUGGGCCUAUCCAUGAAAUGAAGAAAGUUAUGGAUCGGUUUGUUUACAAUGAUGUGUUGGACAUCACGUUGUUCCCUUUCCCUGAGUAUAAUAUUCGCCUUAUUAGAGUGUUUCAGCAUGACAAUGAUCCCAAACAUGCAUAAAACUUGUGAAAGAUUGGUUGUGGGAGUCAGAAAUCGGUGUUUUGUCAUAGCCGACAUCUGACCUGACCUAAACCCCACAGAAAACCUUUGGAGUAUCGUAGACUGGAAAAUCAAGCGAGAUUCAAUGCCUCGUAGCUGUGCAGCUACAUCAAAAAUAAUGAUUACCCAAAACUUUUUUUUUAAAAAUAAAAAUCAAAAAGUUGCUUUUGUUUUGACCAAGCACAAUUGGGUCAUUUUAGUUUUCCAUAUAUUAUUUUUCAUUCAAAAUUAUUUUUCUAUUUUUAUUUUUAGUUUUUAAAAAGUAAAUAAAGUUCCACAUUUAAAACUGGGCAAACAAAUUACAAUUUGUUUAUUUUUGUAAAAGUUACACGGCAUUUAUUGUCUUUGCGAUUUUAGUUGCUUUCAUUUUGGCCACCAGUGUACAUAGAAUUAGUGUUUUUUCUCUCACAUUAACUUUCUAUCGAAUUUCCGAAAAGUGCUCCCCUUAAAUGGCUCGAUUAUAACAUGUAGUUCUGGAAUUUGCUCGGCAUAUUCUUUACAAUAAUAAAGCAAGUAGCAUAUUUAAUUUGCAAAACUUCAGAACCAGCAGCCAACAUAACAAAAAAACCGAAAAUAGACAAUAAAGCUAAAUUUAAAAGAAAAAAAGAAAACAUAUAUUUUUUGAAAUAGAAAAUGCAAAUAUUUACACCAAAACCAGCAAAACGAGUUUAAAUGUUAUUUAAAAUCAAUAAAAAUAUUUUUCUUAUUAAUAAUUAAAUAAAUAACAAAUACAAACCAAGAAAUAUAUAUUUUUAGAACUAUGAAAAAAAAAAUAAAAUAAAUAUUCCCCUCCAAACACGAGUACGAGCAAUUUGUGCUUUUUUGUAAAUAUAAAUGUUGAUGAUUUUGCAUUUUUAUUAUUACUCCCUUUUAAUUUUAUUUAGAUUAAGGAACUCAACAUUUAUUUUUGAGUUAUUGAAAAAUUAAUGAAAUAAAUUCUUGAUCAAAAAGUUAUACCUUUUGAAGAAAAUAAAAUUCUAUCGUAUCUGUCUCUUAUUUAUUAAUGUUUGUACAUAACUAGACUUUCAAAACAAGAAACGAAAACACAAAACUCAAAAUAAAAAACAAACCUACUUAAAAAGUUAUGUUGAAAACAUGAAUCUGUCGCAAGACUUAAAUCAAAAAUAGUUUAAAAACUUAUAUUUAAAAAUAAAAAAUUAUAGAAAUAUUAAGAUUUUGAAAAAAGAAAACACAAAACCAUUUAUUAGUUGUUAAGCCCAGAAUUUGUUAUUCGAUUAUUUUAAUUUAAGAAAACUAAAAAAAUCGCUGUAUUGAAUUUAGAAAUGUUAAAAACAAAUACAUGAAAAUAUUUAAUUCUCUUUUUAAAUAAUAACCAAUACAUCAUUUAAGUUAAAAUUAAAAAUUUGUUGAUCAUGUUUCUUUUUUCUUAAAUUUCUAUUUUUCUUUAAAAUGUUGUUUAGAUAUUUAUAUGUAACUUUUUGUUUUUUUUUUUUCGUAUUUAUUCAUUGAUGGCUAACCUUUUUAUGAAUUUACUAAUUUUAUUUACAUUUGUUGUUAUUAUUUAUUUAGUUAUUGUUUUUUUUUAAUUAAUGGGACAAAAAUAAAAAAGAAUAACAAACUUUGUUUUUCCUUACUUUAAUUUUAUUUAUUAGAGAAUAAAUGCAAACUUUUUGUCUCAUAUGUAAACUGAGAAAAAUAAGUAUAUUAACUAAAAUUGUGUAAGAAAACAAAAAAGAAAAA